Messenger RNA from Lutzomyia longipalpis, 2279 nucleotides. Its product is annotated as zinc finger protein 75A-like. The record is from RefSeq and is a predicted model, not a curated record. Gene Ontology annotation, biological process: regulation of DNA-templated transcription. Lineage: Eukaryota; Metazoa; Arthropoda; Insecta; Diptera; Psychodidae. The coding region runs from base 322 to 1515 and encodes 397 amino acids. Gene Ontology annotation, molecular function: DNA-binding transcription factor activity, RNA polymerase II-specific; RNA polymerase II cis-regulatory region sequence-specific DNA binding. The transcript is spliced from 4 exons.
AGCAUCUCAAUCUGCACCACCGCGCAGUCUAAUUCAGCAUCUUCGUGAGUUCAUAACGCACGCGUUUCCCGAUUUACCGUGAAAAUCUCUUUCCUCUUCUCAUCUGUUGCUCAUAUCUUCACAAUUCCUCCCCAAGCGGAAGUACUCAAUGGGCGGUUUUUUCUUCCACCCAAAUUCCAUGUUUUUUUAAAAGAAAAAAUCCCUCAAAGUGCCUUUUUUGUUAAAGAAAAUUUGUGAAAUUCUGAAUUAGUUUUCUUGGUGCGAAAUAAAAGUGAUUCACAAAUUCUUUGUGUGGUGGCAGGAAAGCGCAAAGCAAACAGGAUGGUACAUGAGGUGGAGCAGCGCGUCGUUCCGGAUGAACUCUACAAUCUCACCCAAUUGGCGGAAGUAACAUUGGCUGCGGGGAAGCUAAGUACGACAAAUCUUCAGGAAAACUUCUACUUGGAGAGCAAUAUAAAGGAGAAGGUGGCCUACAGAGCAUCGCCAUUUUCAAUUUAUCGCCACAAUUCGACCGAGUCAUUCUCCCAAACUGACUCCGAUGACUCAUUUGAGAACAAUCAGUGGGGUCGCCGAUCAGCAAAUCCGAAUACAAUUCCCUUUGUGCAACAUUCCACUGAAGCAGAUGCAGAACAGCCAAAUCCAAGCACAAGCUAUGACACAAACUACAAGUAUUCACAUAAAAUUUUCGACAAGAGGAAAUCACGAAAGCUCCCUGAGCGCAUUGUGGUAGACAGUGAGGCAAAUUCACAGAGCUCAGAUGCAAGUGUCGAUGGGAAUCUUCUCAAUCUCGUCAAGACGGAGACUACGGAGGGAUCAUCCGAUGAUAUUCACGUAUGCCCGGAAUGCGGGAAGAAAUAUUCCACAUCUUCGAAUUUGGCACGGCAUCGUCAGACUCACAGAUCCCUGGAAGACAAGAAGGCAAGACGUUGUCCACACUGCGAUAAAGUUUACGUCUCUAUGCCAGCUUUUUCCAUGCACGUCCGUACGCACAAUCAGGGCUGUGAAUGCCCUCACUGUGGAAAAUGUUUCUCACGCCCUUGGCUUCUUCAGGGUCACAUUCGCACCCACACAGGAGAAAAGCCCUUCCAGUGCACCGUGUGCGCCAAAGCUUUUGCAGAUAAAUCCAACCUUCGUGCCCACAUACAGACACACUCCAAUACAAAGCCCCACGCGUGUGGGCGGUGUGGUAAGUCUUUUGCACUUAAAUCAUACCUGUACAAGCAUGAGGAAUCAUCCUGUAUGCGGAAUCAUCAAAAAAUGGACCGUAGUAAAGCAAUUCAGGAUGCACCACGCAGUACAUCGGAUGUUGUUGUAUUCAAAUUGGAUAGGAAGCGUCGGGAGAAGAGGGAUGGGAAGAAGAAGGAAAAUGGUGGAAAAAGUUCAAAAAUUUUUUACGAGGAACAAAAGGAUGAACAUUGCUCACGAAUAAGUGUAAUCCAAUCGGCAGUUAGUAUCUUCGAUGGUGGACAAUACUGUCAGGAAGAACCUGUUGAUUUUUCAGCAAAUAAAAAUUGAUAUAUGUGGUUCUCCGAAUCAGGUGGCAUUUUCACAAUAUUUUACUUAAAAAGAAAAUAAUUUUUCGAUUCAAAUUUUCAUUCUAAAAUGUCUUUCACAUUCAGAAUUCCAAAAUAAAUAAUCUUCUUUUAUGCAUAACUUCCGUAAUCUGUUCCCUUUUCCCAUCUCUUCAGUCGUGAUUGAGAAUUUUUUUUAUCUGAUUUUCUACAUCUUGAAAGAGGACCAAUUUGUAGGUGUGUCGAAAAGCACCCCCUCAAAGAAAAAAAUUGAAUGAUAAUUUUUUGACAUUUUUGUAAUUAAUUUUAGAUUCGCGAUUUUUUUUUGUAAUUCAUGAAAUAAUAAGCAAAUUUGCUGUAUUAAAUAUUAUUUUGUGAUAUUAUUUCCUUGAAAUAAUUUGUACAGUAAAAAACUAUAAAUUUUCAUGCUGAAUUUGUAAACAUUUAGUAUUUCUUUUGUAGACAAUAGAGCCUGAAAAAAAUCAGUUAGGAGGAAGUUUUGCUAAUUUAGAUGCAUUCCUCAUUUCAUUUGCAAUUAAAUUCAUUAUUAAGAUUUUAGUUUAUUUGAUUAGUUUAAUAUCAUGCAAGAUGAGGAGUUAUUGUAUUAUCACAAAAUGCCGUAUAAUUGGCCUUAAUGCAUUAAUGUUAAUUCAUAUCAAUUUAAAAAAAAAAUAGAUUUACGUAGUGGACGAGAUUGUCUAGUCUUGUGUGCCAAUUUUGCCAUGAAGCAAUUUAAAAAUAAAUGCAAUAAAAUUGAAUAUUGAGUGA